Molecule: messenger RNA, 1008 nt
Organism: Dendroctonus ponderosae (mountain pine beetle)
Lineage: Eukaryota; Metazoa; Arthropoda; Insecta; Coleoptera; Curculionidae
Product: spectrin beta chain-like
Exons: 3
Coding region: 1-810 (269 amino acids)
Biological process (GO): actin cytoskeleton organization; neuron development
Cellular component (GO): cell junction; plasma membrane; cell projection
Molecular function (GO): actin filament binding
Source: RefSeq, a predicted model, not a curated record
AUGCUGGACAGUAAGAAAGUGAUGAACGAAAUGAGAGAUAAAAUGGACGACAACGCUAAGAAAUUUGAAGACCUGAAAACAACCGUUGAAGUCAAACUAAAGAACAUUGAGAAAGUGACUGACGAUUUGGAAAACACUGAAAUCGUGGACAUUCUUGCAGUAGUGGAAGAGCCAGAAUAUGAAAAUCCAGUAGUUCAAGAGCCGAAAGUUGAUGGAGAAGAUGGUAUUGUCGAGAUCACGAAUAAACAAAUUGCUCAGGAGCAUUUAGAGGAAAUUCAGGUGGAGCCCGAAGUGGCUAGUUCUGUUCAGAAACUGUCCUUAGAUGCGGAAACUGAUUCAGUUGUCUCUGAAGGAGAUGAUGUGGCUAAAACUGAUAACUUUUGUGAAAACUUACUAGCAGUGGCGGCAUUAGAGAACGAAUCUGUUAUUGACACCACCAGAGAGCAUCGACGGUUGAGCGAAAAUGAAAUUAGGGAAAAGGAAGCCAUCGAUAAUAGACGAGCCCACUUGCUGAGGAACGAGCAGGCGCAGCAGUAUCUGUCCGAUGCCAAUGAGGCCGAGAGUUGGAUGAGCGAGCCGGAGCUCUACAUGAUGGUGGAAGAUCGGGGCGAAGAUGAGUCCAGCGUCAGGAACUUCAUCAAGAAGCACGAAAGUCUGGAAGCGGCCGUUGAAGCUUAUGCGGACGCCAUCAGAGGACUGGGUGAAACUGUAAAGGCCCUGUCGGCUGAAGGACAUCCUUUGGCCGAGCAGGUCGCUGUUAAACAGUCGCAACUGGACAAGCUGUAUGCCGGACUGAAAGAUUUGGCGUAAGAACGUCGCGCUAAGCUGGAUGAGGCUUUGCAUCUCUUCCUGCUCAUCAGAGAUGCUGGUGACUUGGAGCAGUGGAUAGCUGAUCGCGAAGUGGUGGCCUCUUCUCAUGAACUGGACCAGGAUUACGAUCACGUGACUCUGCUAUGGGAGCGCUUUAAGGAGUUCGCCCACGACACGGAAACCAUUGGAACUGAACGA